AUGGACACACCUCAAGGCACCGAAAUUCCUACACUCUCCGGCGUGGACGUCAAACUGCCUCCGUUUUGGAUUGCGGAUCCUGCAUUGUGGUUCAUUCAGGUAGAAUCACAAUUCGCUGCACGGCGCAUCACAGCAGAUUCCACGAAAUACCAUUAUGUGGUGAGCAGUCUGCCCCCAUCAACCGCUAGCGAAGUUCGGGACCUGUUGCUUUCUCCACCAGCAGACAACGUUUACGAGGCGUUGAAGGCAACACUAAUCCGCAGGAUCACGCCCUCCGAAAGCCAACGGCUACAACAGCUUCUUCAUGAAGCCAACCUCAGCGACAGAACGCCAAGCCAGCUGCUGCGUCACAUGCAGCAAUUAUUGGGCAGCAAAGUGGACGGUCUUGACAGCCUGCUGCUCCGAGAAAUAUUUCUACAGAAAAUUCCCCCGAACGUUAGAAUGGUCAUGACUGCCUCAAAUGAGAACGAUCUAUCCAAACUGGCCGAGUUAGCCGACAAGCUCAUGGCGGUAGCUCCCAUAUCUGUCGCGGCCGUCACAAGCGAACCGUCUCCACAUGAACAGCUUCAAGAGAUGAAUAACGAAAUAUCGCGUCUCGUGGAUUCCGUGGCCGCCCUCCAUACCGCGUCACGGUCAACCAGUCGGGGUGCUCCGCAAUCGCCUACGAAACGCCAAAAGCUAUGUUGGUACCAUCGCAAGUUCGGCAAUGCUGCGCGCAAAUGCGUACCACCCUGCGAGCUCUCGGGAAACGCCCCGAGCAGGCGCUGA
This is a messenger RNA of Dermacentor silvarum, 768 nucleotides long. RefSeq lists its product as uncharacterized. NCBI's taxonomy places the organism in Eukaryota, Metazoa, Arthropoda, Arachnida, Ixodida, Ixodidae. The transcript has a single exon. The record is from RefSeq and is a predicted model, not a curated record. The coding region runs from base 1 to 768 and encodes 255 amino acids.